Messenger RNA from Rhodamnia argentea, 2343 nucleotides. Its product is annotated as putative multidrug resistance protein. Gene Ontology annotation, cellular component: membrane. Bases 1 to 2343 code for a protein of 780 amino acids. Gene Ontology annotation, biological process: transmembrane transport. Gene Ontology annotation, molecular function: ATP binding; ABC-type transporter activity; ATP hydrolysis activity. The record is from RefSeq and is a predicted model, not a curated record. NCBI's taxonomy places the organism in Eukaryota, Viridiplantae, Streptophyta, Magnoliopsida, Myrtales, Myrtaceae. The transcript has 6 exons.
AUGGGCGAACUCGAUCCAGGAACGAAAGAAGAUGAGGGAUCAAAAAAGGCUGAACUACCUGGGAAGACAGGGACCACGCCUGGGUCACUGAGGGUGGUUUUGAAGAACUCGGACCGGAAGGACAUGUUGUUGAUGGCUCUUGGGACUGUAGGUUGCGUUGCCGACGGACUUACUCUGUCCUUGAUGAUGAUAGUUCUCAGCAACUUGAUGAAUGGAUAUGCCAGUGCUUCUCUUGGUCCCGGAGACGUUAACAAGUACGCAUUGGACCUGUUCUACGUUGCCAUUGCUGUGGGUUCAGGUUCCUUCUUAGAGGGAUUUUGCUGGGCACGCACAACAGAAAGACAAGUAUUCCGACGGCGGCAGCAAUAUCUGCAAGCAGUUCUACGGCAAGAUGUGGGCUUCUUUGACCAAACUCGAGGGGAACCCAUGACAUCCCAAGUAGUCUCAAGAAUUUCAGUCGACACACUGACCAUACAAGGAGUCCUCAAUGAGAAGAUUGCGAAUUUCAUCGCGAACAUAACAAUGUUCAUCAGCGCUCAAUUGGCUGCUCUGUACCUGUGCUGGAGACUGGCAAUAGUUGCAAUCCCUGCACUAUUGGUGAUGAUAAUCCCGGGGCUGGUAUACGGGAAGCUCUUGGUUGGAGUUGGGGAAAAGAUACAAGAGGCGAGUGCUGUAUCUGGCAGAAUAGUCGAGCAGGCGCUCUCAUUCAUCAGGACUGUUUACUCUUACGUGGGAGAAAAGUGGACUGCAAAGAGCUACAAGAUCUCGCUCGAACCGGUCCUGAAGCUGGGGAUCAAACAAGGGUUGAUCAAGGGAAUGGCCAUUGGCAGCAUAGGCAUUUCAUAUGCCGUGUGGGCACUUCAGGGUUGGUAUGGAAGCAUAUUGGUCACCGAUAAGGGAUUUAAAGGUGGCAGCGUGUUUAUUGCAGGAGUGUGCAUCACUAACGGAGGACUUGCCCUUGGAGGUGCACUGAUCAAUUUCAAGUAUUUCUCCGAGGCGAACAUUGCAGCAUCUCGCAUCUUCGAGAUGAUUGAAUGUGUCCCCAGUAUCGACUUAGUUGGUGAGGAGGGAAUGACACUGUCGGACGUUAGUGGCGAAGUGGAAUUCAAAGACCUGUACUUUGCUUAUCCAUCGCGACCCGAGUCUUUAGUACUAAAGAAAUUCAGCCUCAGAGUGAUGGCCUCUCAAACUGUUGGCUUCAUGGGUAGAAGCGGGUCGGGAAAAUCGACCAUCAUAAAUUUGCUGGAAAGAAUCUAUGACCCCGUCAAGGGCGAUAUACUCUUAGAUGGUGCCAAUAUAAGGACUCUUCAGCUCAAAUGGCUGCGAAGUCAAAUGGGUUUGGUGAGCCAAGAACCCAUACUUUUUGCGACCACGAUCAAAGAGAACAUACUCUUGGGCAAGGAAGGCGCUACAACGGAAGAGAUUAUUAAGGCAGCAACAGCAGCCAAUGCACACAACUUCAUUACCCAGCUACCUAAUGGAUAUGAUACCCAGGUAGGUCAACUAGGAAUUCAGAUGUCUGAAGGGCAGAAACAGAGGAUCUCAAUCGCGAGGGCAUUACUGAGGGAUCCGAGGAUUCUGCUUCUGGACGAAGCCACAAGUGCAUUGGAUUCACAUUCCGAGAAGGCUGUUCAAGAUGCCUUGAGUGUGGCUUCGAUAGGAAGAACUACAUUUGUGGUAGCUCACCGUCUCUCUGCUCUCAGCAAUGCCCACUUAAUCGCGGUUAUUCAGUCUGGGGAAGUAGUAGAAUCUGGUUCUCAUGAGAAACUGAUGGAAAAUGAGCAUGGUGUGUACUCAACAAUGGUCCAGCUUCAGAGAACUAGUGGAGGUGAUGGAAUCGCACCAUCUUCUCAAGUGGUCGAUUUCAAGAAACCUGCUUCCAUCAGAAGAAAGACCACUUUACUCGAUGAGCUGAACACAGAUCCUCUUAUAAGAAGUCCGCAAAGUAAACAGAACACAGGUCCAGAAGAUCAUGGCCAAUCGCCACCUUUUUGGAGCUUGGUGAGUUUGACUGUACCCGAAUGGAAGUCAACAGUAUUGGGGUGCCUGGGUGUCAUCUUUUAUGGGUUUGUUCAGCCAGUGCACUCCUUUUGCUUGGGCGCACUUCUUUCGGUUUAUGUCAUUGAAGAUCACCACAAGAUCAGGUCUCAAACUAGAAUAUAUUGCUUCACUUUCUCGGCAUUAGCAAUAUUUGCCUUCGUCACCAAUGUGAUUCAACAUUAUUUCCUGGGGGUCAUGGGAGAGAAUUUGACCAAAAGAUUGAGAGAGGCUCUCUUUGAUAAAAUCCUGACGUUCGAGAUAGAAUGGUUUGAUCAAGAAGGCAAAAACAGCGGAGCUCUAUGA